AAGGAUCGCGUGCGGCUGCUUAAGGGAGUGUGACUACGGGGUGGUGGGCGAGAGGGAGAACCCAAAGGGAAGGGAUUGAGCUUUAUUUAUUUUCUGUAUAGCGAGCCGGUCGGGUCGCUUUUGCUGACACGGGUUUUCUAGACGUUUUGUGACGGUAGGGAGGAGCGUGAAAGAGUGAAAGAUCGAUUCGAAGCGAAUUGCUAGAUGGUGUUGGUGACGAGACUUACUUGCACGCGGUGCUAGAGGUUUUGUGCGCGUUCUUUUCACUUUCAGUUUCAACCGUGCAGCCAGCUCGAAACGUUCGUUCGUACUAACCCUUGGAUAAUCGGGUAGCUUAGUUUACAAAGUGUUACUAUUAAGCUUGUGUAGUGGUUAUUAAAGGAAAAAUGAUUGUCCGAUCAAGUGCUAUUCUGUCGAUCGUUGGUGCAUUCCUGUUGGCAAAUGGGGCUCCCUACGGUGGUGGACACGAUGAUGGGGAAUUUCGUGACAAAAAGUACGACGAGGAGAUAAAACAGGUGUCCAAAGUGGGCAAUACUUAUGUGGCUGCACUGGAAAUAUACGAUAAUCCACCAGAUCAGGACAAUGCUCGCAAGGAGGUGGACAAUUUCCCGUCCAACAUCUACAGCAAGUACGAUAAUCUGCAGCAGAAAGUGAAAAGCUUUUUCCAUGCUGAACCCAUCAUCGACAAUAUCAAAGAAUCGGACAAGUACGGCAAUACGGGCGAUCAGUUCUAUUUCAUCACGAAACCGCUGGUGGAAACGACCGCCAAGGUGAACAUGUUCAUCAACUCGGUGAUAGCGGCACCCAAGAAGCUGCUCGGUGGAUUGAAGAAACAGGCCAACGAAAAGCUGAACGACGUUGGUGCGGGAUUGGUUGGACUGUAGCGAUAAUAAAUUUUAAAAUAAUAAGGGAAAAAAUGUGUAAAUAUAGUAAAGUCAUAAGGUGCUUAAUCUUUACCAUAGGUUCUCUAAAGUUGUCUAUCGUGAUAUGCACAUUGCCAUCAUUGGGAAUAAAUCUAAAACCAAGCCACCUUCAUCAGCUAGAGUUAGCAAAUCCAAAAAAUAAACAAAUAAAUUUGAAUUGUUGAACAACUUAAA
Messenger RNA from Anopheles funestus (African malaria mosquito), 1097 nucleotides. RefSeq lists its product as uncharacterized. NCBI's taxonomy places the organism in Eukaryota, Metazoa, Arthropoda, Insecta, Diptera, Culicidae. The transcript has 4 exons. The coding region runs from base 387 to 884 and encodes 165 amino acids. The record is from RefSeq and is a predicted model, not a curated record.